CUUUUGCACCAUCACAUGGUCCUUAUCUUGAAUUGACGACGAGAACAGUCAGCCUAAACAUCUUUGAUAAGCCCACAUGGCAUCGAAAUGCGGGCACCAUGCUCAUUGGCUCAUGAAAAGCGUGCCAAUACCUCGAGUCGUGACGAUAGCAUCAUCUGAUAAGUCAACAUUCAAGACCCCGAGUUUCAAGAGCUCAGAACUUUUCGACGGAUGCUGGAAUCUCACGUCACAUCCGAAAUCAUUCCCUUGAUCACAACAAUACGCCUGCUCUUUACGAAGCAUCAAGAUGUUUCCAAAGCCCACCAUCACCUAUCUACCUUUGUCGAGCAUCUCUCGGUCUGAAAAUGAUGAAGCCAGUUACAUGUAUUCGAGACCAGCCAAAAGUCUCACAAAAUAUCAUUGGCUUGCGCACGGCGUAAGUUUAAGCAUGAUACUUGUGCUUCUUGCGCUUCGGAACCAAGUCGGCCAAGUCUCCUGGACUUCAUGCUGGAAUUUACACAACUACUACUCUCCCAUUGAUGAAGGUGUGGCUGCCAUUCCCUACAUCGAAACGCGCUUCAAUGGCUCUCUUUGGCACUUGUCUCCCUUCAAAGGCCCCCCAAGCCCGGAUACCAAGGCAGCCUGGCAUUCAGUCAUGGAAUACGGCAUGAUCGGGGUGGAAGCCUCCCAGAUUGAGGCCGUCGGCCACAAUCUCAGUACUGCAUCUCGCUUCACAAAUGCAGUCGGAGGAGGAUAUAUUGCGGUGGCUGUGGGGACGCAUCAGCUGCACUGCCUGCAUUACAUCUGGCAGGACCACCAUCAAUCAUAUUUCAAGGAAGUGCAGCAAAAGAUCAAGGAUAUCCCUGACAUGUACGAGCGUCACUAUGAACACUGCGUCGACUACAUUAGGCAGAGUCUCAUGUGCAACUUCGAUGCUACGCUCGUAACAUACGACUGGGUGCUUGACCAUCAAAAUCCCACUCCAAACUCAAACGCUAUGCACAAGUGCGUUGAUUGGGAUGGCGUCCAGGACUGGCUGAAGAGCAGGGUAGUCGAGAUACCUGAGGGGUUUAUCUGGUCCCAGCCCGAAGGGCAGGAGAGCUUACCGUGGAAUCCCUGAAAGAUAGCACCAUAUAUGUACCUAGGUAUGCAACUUAAAAAGCGACCACACAC
This is a messenger RNA of Alternaria rosae, 1152 nucleotides long. RefSeq lists its product as uncharacterized. NCBI's taxonomy places the organism in Eukaryota, Fungi, Ascomycota, Dothideomycetes, Pleosporales, Pleosporaceae. The transcript has 3 exons. Bases 287 to 1099 code for a protein of 270 amino acids. The record is from RefSeq and is a predicted model, not a curated record. Gene Ontology annotation, biological process: mycotoxin biosynthetic process.